AUGAGCAGGAUUGUUGCUGACAAGAUCGUGGCUAAGAUGGCCCGCGAGGAGCAAGCGAAGAAGGCCAAGGAGGCCAAGUCAACAAAGGCGCCGGUCCCUGGCCCUGGCCGCAAACUCUCCAAGAAAGAGAGACUGAAGCAGGAUCUCAGCGGACAUUUGGGACAGAUCUUCGGCGAUCUCAAAGAUAGCUCCGCUUCUGAUGCCAAGAAGAGCGAGGAGACGUACCAGGCUGUUUUCCAACAAGGAGAGCAGAUGAUACAGCGAAUCGCCCAGCAGGCUAAGCUUCCGCUGAGUACUGAGGUCACGUUACGAGAAUGGUGCGACAUGGCAUGGCGCACGGGCCGCUUCUCUCCCCUGGAUCCGGACAAGCCCAAGAAGGAAGAGGAGAUCCCAGACCUUCAGGAUGCAGAUGAUGCACAUGCAGACUUGUGA
Symbiodinium pilosum is the source of this 432-nucleotide messenger RNA. NCBI's taxonomy places the organism in Eukaryota, Dinophyceae, Suessiales, Symbiodiniaceae. The record is from the annotation of a GenBank genome assembly.